Messenger RNA from Pseudonaja textilis, 3271 nucleotides. It is a transcript of the gene GNB4, whose product is annotated as G protein subunit beta 4. Gene Ontology annotation, molecular function: protein binding. Lineage: Eukaryota; Metazoa; Chordata; Lepidosauria; Squamata; Elapidae. The record is from RefSeq and is a predicted model, not a curated record. Gene Ontology annotation, biological process: signal transduction.
UUCCUCCUCUCGCUUCGCUUUGGCAGUAGGAGGCCCGGACUGGCCUGCUCGGUUCUCGGCGCCCUCCCGUCUUCUUUUUCGGCCAGGUGGGUUGAGAUUUCUCAUCACUUGUACUGUAAGAGGAGAGAAGAGACCCAUUCAAGAGAAUGAGUGAACUGGAACAAUUACGGCAGGAGGCAGAGCAGCUCCGGAAUCAAAUCAGAGAUGCAAGAAAAGCAUGCAGCGACACAACUCUUGCUCAGAUCACCACAAGUCUUGACUCUGUGGGUCGAAUCCAGAUGCGUACAAGGCGUACCUUGAGAGGUCAUUUAGCCAAAAUUUAUGCUAUGCAUUGGGGAUCUGAUUCAAGGUUAUUAGUGAGUGCUUCCCAAGAUGGAAAACUAAUUAUAUGGGAUAGUUAUACAACAAACAAGAUGCAUGCUAUUCCUUUGCGGUCUUCCUGGGUAAUGACCUGUGCGUAUGCACCAUCUGGCAAUUAUGUCGCUUGCGGUGGAUUAGACAACAUCUGUUCUAUCUACAAUCUGAAGACGAGGGAGGGCAACGUACGAGUGAGCAGAGAACUCCCCGGUCAUACCGGGUACUUGUCCUGCUGUCGUUUUCUAGACGAUAACCAAAUUGUUACGAGCUCCGGAGACACCACCUGUGCUCUGUGGGAUAUCGAGACGGGCCAACAGACUACUGCCUUUACCGGGCAUACCGGCGAUGUCAUGAGUCUCUCUCUAAGCCCAGACAUGAGCACUUUCGUUUCGGGUGCCUGCGAUGCCUCCUCCAAGCUCUGGGACAUCCGAGAUGGGAUGUGCAGGCAGUCAUUCAUGGGACACGUGUCUGACAUUAAUGCCGUUUGUUUCUUCCCAAGCGGCCAUGCCUUUGCUACUGGUUCAGAUGAUGCUACUUGUCGACUCUUUGAUCUUCGUGCAGACCAGGAGCUCAUGUUGUAUUCUCACGACAACAUCAUCUGCGGGAUCACUUCUGUAGCUUUCUCAAAGAGUGGGCGUCUCUUUUUGGCAGGCUACGACGAUUUCAACUGCAAUGUUUGGGAUACCCUGAAGGGUGAACGUGCAGGUGUUCUUGCUGGUCACGACAACCGAGUCAGCUGCUUAGGAGUGACUGAUGAUGGCAUGGCUGUAGCUACAGGAUCUUGGGACAGUUUUCUCAGAAUCUGGAAUUAACCUGGUGUUUGAACCCCUCCCCUCCACCAAUAGACACGCACACCUUCUCCACUGAGACCUGGAGAGAGCAAUGCUGCAGCCUCUUGCUGUGAAAAUAACAUUUCUACUUUGUAAUUUACAGGUGAAAGUUUUUCUACUUGCUGAUUAUUGCAUAAGUAGGCUUUCUGUAAAUGAAAUUAAAACAAACACACAGAAAGAACGAAGAAGUGGUAGAUGGGAGAAACCGGUGACUUUUCUUUCAAGGAAAAAGAGACACAGAGAGAGAGAGAGGGGGGCGGCACACCUCUUUGUGGUGAGCAAAGCUAAAACACAAAACAAAAAAGCCAGUCAGUUAGCAUUUCGUUUGGCUCCAUUUGCCCUGAAGGGAUUUCUGCUUGUGCCCCAGUCCUGUACCUUUUUGUAUAUAAUUGAAUAUACACAUAGCAGCCAAUCAUGUAACAUUUUGUCUGUAAGUAAAGGAAACAAUGUUUGCAUUUUUUUUAAAAGAAACUGCAUUUAUAUAGCUCUACGUUUAACCUAAGAUGUAUCUUCUGAGUUCUACAGUGGAUCGGCUGGUCUGCUGUUAUAAUUCCCCCCCCCUCCACACACACACACCCCCUUCGUGAAUUUACUGUAGAUAAAAGUGUGAAGUUAAUGAGCUGUUUGUGAAAUUUUAUAACAGAGUGUCUGUGUAAAACAAAACAAAAACAAAAAAGGAAAUCCCUUGACGACUCUUAGGACACUUUGCCUCUUUCUUGCUCGAUGACUUUUUUCUCGCCCUUAGCGGCAGCAGAUCCCAGAUAAUUCAUUAGAAGCCAAGGGGCUCUGAUCACCACAGUGUUAAAACAGAUGAUCAGAUGCAUAACAUAAAUGUUGAAAUGUUUAAGGAUUUAGAUUUUGAGCUUCCUUCUAACAGCCUCUUAAUGAGAUUAGGGUCAGGAAAUUGAAGGAUACGUAUUUGCUUGAGACGGUGUUUGAUGGAUGUAUUUUUGUGGGGACUGAAUAAUUGUAACUGAGAUCUAUUUCUCAUCUUCUGUAAACUUUUUGUCUAGCUUAAGACUGAAUGUGGGGCUGCUUCCAAUUUCUAGCAAAGGAACCUGUACUCUCUUUGAACUGCAUCACUCCAAAUGUAUGUGGGGCGUAUUCUGAGCGCAUCCACACAUUAUAAUUCUACUUUAUAUAUUCCAGGUAGAAAAGCUUUCUCUCCUAUGAAUCUUGCAUAUGCAGGGAAGUGUUACUAUUGCCUCUUUAAGACUCCAGCACAAUGUUUCUCUUGAAAUCUGCAUUCACUGCGUGAAGACUCUUUAAUACUUCAUUAGUAUUACUAGCACAUUGUUGUUCAACCUUGGCAACUUUUAAGAUGUGUGGACUUCAGUUCCCAGAAUUGCCCAGCCAGCUUGCUGACUGGGGGAUUCUGGGAGUUGAAAUCCACACAUCUUAAAAGUUGCCAAGGUUGAGAAAGACUACCUUGGUAUAUGUCACUUCAAUUUUUUUUAAUGAGCUAUUUGAAACUUCAGUUAAACCCAUCACCCACUACAAGAAGUGCAGAAUGCUCAUUUUAAUAGCUGCUGUGCCAACCAACGGGGCGCGUUCACCUAGACAUUCCAGGAAACUGAACUGCUUUUUAAAGUUUUUGUUAAGUCUUUUUUGUUAAGUCUCGGGGAAACAUUAACAAAUGAACUUGCCUUCCCCAGUCUUCCUCUUCCCUUAAAAGAGAUCCCAUUGGGCAAGACUUCCCGUGACUUGCCAUGGCUCCAGUCUUCUCUGAAGUAACAAGUAUUGUAGGAUCCUGCUUUUGGCUUUUUAAAUUUUUGAGGGGAGGUCAUCUAAUAAUUGGCCAUAUUUAUGUUGUUAUUUAUGUUGUCAUAAAUAUACAAAUGGGUAGCUGAAAACAUGCUUUAGAAAAAUCCUGGAAAUUAGUUUUCUUGCUGUCUGUACUUGUAGCAGGUAUGAAGUGCAUCUGAUUGUUAAUGGACUGGCCUGAAAUGUAGGUUCAUUUCUAUAUUAAUAGUCUGAUUUGAUGGUAGAGGAAACAUCCAAUGUUAUAUGUCUUCUAAGAUCUCCACUGUCGGAACAUAGGUUGGUAGUUCUUGAAAUUUUUCAAACAUAUUUUGUUGCAGUGC